UAUUGCUAUUUUAGUAUUAGUAGCUGCGGAGGGUCGCUCAGAUCGAAUAGCUUCGAUUCCAGACAUCCAUAUGCCGAUUCGCCGGGGGGAGUAUAGAGGGUGAAAAAUGGAAAGAUGAUGAUACCAUUACAGUACUAGCAGAUUAGUCAUUCCUACUUGCCACCCAAAUGAUUCAGAAUGAUCAUGCCACGAUUUCGGAAUCUGUGUACAUGCAAUUUCAAUUGCAGAGCCACCAUAGCUAUGUUCGCGCUCUGCAUAGUGAGUGCACUGAGCUGGAGAGCAAUUUCUCCCAGUACGUCCAGGUUGCUUGACAAAGCGCUGGACGACGAGGUGGGGAGUCGGCUGAAAGAGGAAUAUCGGCAGCAGCAGCGAGAGAUCUUGCAGUCACCUACCAGCCAACGGGUGGAACACUCCGCACCGCAGCCGGCCACAACACGCAGCGCAACGUCAGCAGUCCGAAGCAUGCCUCAGCGAGCCAGAUCAGUAGCGAAGACCACAAUGCAGGGCAGUACCUCUCUCCGAAGUACUCCUGUAGUUACAUCAAAGCCAGCACAUGCCGUGACACAGAGAUAUAACCAGACCCUGUCAAUCACCUCAGCCUCUGCCUCUUCAUCAGCUGCACCAAAGAAGAAAAUCAUCACAGCUCCCACUGUACUUGUGGAUGAGAAGACGGGGAUUCGUCUGGGCACCUUCCUCUAUAUGGUAUUAGGCGAGGGCGAGCCUCAGAAACGGUGGUUGGAUCGAGCGAGCUGGACAGACGUAUACCUGCUCUACGUAAGCUGGAAAUCUGACGUGACUGUACAGCUCCAGGGGCACGUCUCAGAAACGUUUCGAUACGUAUUCUAUGCUAAGUCGACAUGGACUUCGUCGCGUAACCACAUGGCAAAGCUUGGACAUCAGUGGGAACUCGAGCAGAAAUGGCGCUUCGAGUAUUUCGUCUUUUUUGACGAGGACGUAUUACUGGGGUAUCGCACGCCGGAGAACCCCACGAAAGUUGUGUUGGAUUUCCCGAAUGACGACACAGCAUUGCACAAGUUCAACGAAGUGCUUCUCCGAGAUCGGCCCAUGAAAGCGGGGGUCAGCUUCAACGAAUUUGACUGGAACAAGAAAAAUCUGCGUUGCCAGAGCCGAUGUCAGGCGGACAACUUGGUAAUGGCGUAUCAUCGCUCAGCAAAUCGUUUUCUGGAGCCAUACACCACACACUUCGAUAAAACGAAUUGGUGGCUGUCUGCUUACAUUCUAAACAUGUACAUCUCGGUUAUUGGCCCUGAAUACUGUGCCAGUUACAAUGAAAUAGUGGUCGAUCGCAAGACGCAGGUGCAUAACUACAAGUAUCCGCGCAAUGAGCUGAUGUGGGAUGAUGCUAUCAUGUUUGUCAACCAGUGCCUUUCUGAAGGAAACUUCUCCGAUUUCAGUAUCGACUCUAAAAUCACAGCCGUUAGAAAGCAAAUACAAACUUCACUAUCUCGGGAACCGUACGGCUGGCCUGACUGUAAACGCAACGCACAAGGUGUAAACUUUGGCGAACUGCUGAAAUCUAAGACCAGCUUUCCACAGACUUGCAGUGGCAUGUGCAGCGAUUUCUAAUCGAGAGGUUGCUGGUUGGAUUCCCGACGAUUAUGGUCACACGUCUUUCUUCUCUUUCUCAGACUCCUCUUGACUUUCUAUCAUUCUCCUAGGAUUCUGGGCGGUUACCAACAAAAGACAAAAAAUCGGGAUUCACUGGCCAGAAAAAGCCACUUCAUAGCUGUGUGGUGUACGAGGCUGAAUAGCGGUGGUCUAUUCUUCAGUCUUGCAAGCUGUUGAAUGGUGCAAUCUCAGCACAAGCUGCUAUGGCUUCUGCUGUAGCAUCGCCUCCGGCGAUGGACGUCAAAAGGUCCAAAAGGUGUGUGUGUGUGUGUGUGUGUGUGUGUGUGUGUGUGUGUGUGUGUGCCUGUGU
This is a messenger RNA of Sycon ciliatum, 1939 nucleotides long. RefSeq lists its product as uncharacterized. The transcript is spliced from 2 exons. Bases 178 to 1587 code for a protein of 469 amino acids. The record is from RefSeq and is a predicted model, not a curated record. Lineage: Eukaryota; Metazoa; Porifera; Calcarea; Leucosolenida; Sycettidae.